AUGAAGAUAAAAGCUAGCAAAUUUGUUUAUUUACAAAAAAUUGUGUUUUUGGUUUUUUUUGUUUUAAACCAUGAAUUAUUCGUUAAAGGAACAUACGAAACGAAAGGUUACCCUUUAAUACACCUUUCGAAUAAUAAUGAAAACGUUGGAUCUGUCAAUAAUUUGGUUAAAAACAAUUUAAUAAAUUUACUAUCAUUAUAUGAUAAUGUAAAAAUUGAAGGCAACGAAGCGGAUAUUGAUAAUAUAGCAAAACUAGAAGAUGAAACAAAAAUUGAAAGUAUAAUAAAAGAAAAAAUUCAACAUAUUAAUAAGCAUACGAAUAGUAUAUAUAUGAUUAAGUAUUCAGGUUUUAUAAAUUUAUAUGAAAUAAUACAUGAUAAUAAUAUAUAUUUGUUAUUACAUUUUUUAACAAAAAAUAUGAAUGGUGGGUUAGUUAUAAUAUUACCUGAAAACUUAUAUAUCGAUAGAGAUGAGUAUUUUAAGAUAAAUAAUAUAGACCCUAAGAAAUUUGAGAAUGUUACAAAUGACGUAUUAGAGAAAAGAAUUUUAUUUGCUCAAAAAUUAUUAUUAAAUUUAAAAUUAAAUCAAGCUAUUUAUUUUGUUAUAAAUAAUAAAGAAGUAGAAAACAUUUAUAAAAACUAUAAAAGUAAAUUUUCAAUAUUUGAUUUAACAAGAAGUGUUAAUGUUGUCCCUGUUUCAAAUGCUAUGAAUAUUAAAAAACUUAAUGCAAAAAGUUUAUAUUAUUUUUUAAGUAAUGAUGAUAUAAAUAUAAAUACAAUAUUUAAUCAAAAACAAAGCGAUGAAUUAUUUCUACUUACAAAAAAAAAGACAAUUGUAAUAACCCUAGAUUAUAAUGUCUUUAAUAUUAUCAGUGAUUUUGCAUCACACACUACUUCAAAAAAUUCAGGGAUUAUAUUAAUGAAUGAAUUAAUAUCUUUAUUUACCCAAGUAUACAAAAAAGAAGACAUAAAUUAUAAUAUUUUGUUUUUUUUUAGUAAUUAUUAUUAUGGUAUAGAGAAUUUUACAGAUUCUUUAAAUCAAGUAUUUAAAGAAAAUAUUGAAUUCGUUAUUUGUUUAGAUGAUUUUAACGAAGCAAAUGUUUUUCUUCACCAAGUCGAACAAGCACAAAAACAAAAUGAGUUAUCACGAUUUUACGAUAUUUUAAAAAACAAAAUUCAAAGUAAUUUUAAAACAGAAUUAAAAGUUAAAACAAGCAAAAUUAAAAUUAAUAAUAAGCAUUUGCCAAAUAUUCAUGAAUAUUUUGUAUUGAAAAAUCUUAAUAGUUUUACUUUAAGUUCAAAAAAUAAUAAUUCUACUUUUCUUGCAAAAACACCAUUAUUAGAAACCAAAUUAAAACCAAAUAAUGUCAGAAAACAUGUUAAGGUAUUAUUCGAAGCUCUUUAUACAUAUAUAAAACCUAACAUAAUGUCAAAUGAAACUGAAAAAGAAAUAGAACAUGAUACAACAACAUAUACAAAUAAUAUCAAAAAUAAUGAAGAAUUUAACAUUGUUGAUCAGAAUCUCAAUAAGUACAAUAAAUUUUUUCUAUAUAAAGAUGAUAUAGUAAAACUAUUGAAUUAUAUUAAAACAUUGAUAAAUCCUCAAGAUACAAACACUAAUUAUUUAAUAACAGAUUUUAAAAUUCCAAUUGAUAAGACAUUAAAAUAUACUUAUCAAACACAUUCUAAAAUUACAUUUUACAUGGUUAUAUCUUAUUUAUUCCAUUAUAUUCAUUUCAUUAUUGUUGGCAUUUUAACAUACAUUCUGUAUAUUUUUAUUAAAUACCAAAAUUCUAAAUAA
Plasmodium yoelii is the source of this 1800-nucleotide messenger RNA. RefSeq names its product conserved Plasmodium protein, unknown function. Gene Ontology annotation, biological process: regulation of signal transduction. Gene Ontology annotation, cellular component: endoplasmic reticulum membrane. The record is from RefSeq and is a predicted model, not a curated record. Bases 1 to 1800 code for a protein of 599 amino acids. Lineage: Eukaryota; Apicomplexa; Aconoidasida; Haemosporida; Plasmodiidae. The transcript has a single exon.